UAAUUAUUUUGAAGCUACCCUGAAAAUUUCAAUUGCUAGUUUAUCGCGAAGUGCCUCGAAAUUUAGUUGCAAAAAUCCAACGGGAACGACAAACAAACACGAAAAGUCAGUGUAUAAAAACGUCGAAAAACAAAAAAAUAGUUGUUGUUGUUGGAUUACUGAUAUAAAUUACGAUAUGUUGGCGGAGAGCUCGACAAACGUUGUCAGUAACGACGAAGUGGAUUAUAUGAAAGCGGACGCGUCACAGCCAACCCACAGGAUUAAUUUAAUAUUUCCAGGUACAAAAUGGUGCGGCUCUGGUAAUGUAGCAGCCGAUUACGAUGACUUGGGCCCUUCUAAGGAGGCUGACAUCUGUUGCCGGGCGCACGACCACUGCCCGGACAUCAUCCCUGGAGGAGAAACAAAAUACAAUCUGACGAACAACGCAUUCUACACAAGGUUGCAUUGUACGUGCGAUAUAGACUUCCUGGAAUGUCUGCGGUCUGCCAACACGAAGGUUGCUAAGUACAUCGGCAUUACAUACUUUGACGCCUUAAAGACUAAAUGCUUCAAGGAAGACUACCCAAUCACCAAGUGCAAUAAGAAAGGAGGAUGGUUCAACGCGAAGUGUACAGAAUAUGAGUUCGAUAAAUCCGGAAAACCCACGUACCAGUGGUUCGACGUGCCGAACUUUAAGUGAAGAAUUGGAAAAUCUAGUCAAAUUUACUAUGAAGGAAAAUGAUUGUUAAGUCUCGUGUAUAUUAAAUAACAAUGUUUAAUUUUA
This is a messenger RNA of Trichoplusia ni (cabbage looper), 763 nucleotides long. RefSeq names its product phospholipase A2-like. Gene Ontology annotation, biological process: arachidonate secretion; phospholipid metabolic process. NCBI's taxonomy places the organism in Eukaryota, Metazoa, Arthropoda, Insecta, Lepidoptera, Noctuidae. The coding region runs from base 176 to 679 and encodes 167 amino acids. The transcript is spliced from 5 exons. The record is from RefSeq and is a predicted model, not a curated record.